Molecule: messenger RNA, 1754 nt
Organism: Pomacea canaliculata
Lineage: Eukaryota; Metazoa; Mollusca; Gastropoda; Architaenioglossa; Ampullariidae
Product: cell wall integrity and stress response component 4-like
Exons: 5
Coding region: 834-1592 (252 amino acids)
Source: RefSeq, a predicted model, not a curated record
UCGUGUAAAGUCCUGUUUAUCCAGCCGAUGUACCACUCGUCCUCAGUUUUCCCUGGAGGUGUGAACUGUGCAGGUGAUGUGAUUUCAGAGGUUGGAACUUUCUUCAUAUGUCAUGGGUAGCUUGAUUUUUCUAGAACUGGUGUUGUUUGUUCAUUUUCUCGGGAGUUCAGGUGACAUGGCCAGACCAAGCUCUUACCAGAACAUGGACAGACCAUCCGAUUCUCGUUGGAGCAUGGACAGACCACUCGAUUCUCGUCAAAACAUGGAUAGACAACCGGAUUCUCAUCAUGACAUGGACAGACCACCGGAUUCUCAUCAUGACAUGGACAGACCACCAGAUUCUCAUCAUGACAUGGACAGACCCACAGAUUCUCAUCACAACAUGGACAGACCACCGGAUUAUCAUCAUGACAUGGACAGACCACCAGAUUCUCAUCACAACAUGGACAGACCCACAGAUUCUCAUCACAACAUGGACAGACCACGGAUUAUCAUCAUGACAUGGACAGACCCACAGAUUAUCAUCACAACAUGGACAGACCCACAGAUUCUCAUCACAACAUGGACAGACCACCAGAUUCUCAUCAGAAAACACAAGCAGCAUCAGGUUCUCACCAAAAUGCGCAUACAACAUCAGUUCACCAUCAGGAAAUAUUUAUAACGAGCGAAAAUUCAACAACGACAGCAUCCAACCGUACAGAAUCAAGUCUUCAAGCACCGAAACACACCAUGCGUGCCACAGAAACAACAGCUGAAACACCAAGACCUUAUCCCACUACAGCUACAACUCCCCAACCACCCACGUAUGCUCCUACAUCGAGCACGCUGUCCACAUGUCGAUAUACGCCACCCGUCAAACAGCAACAACAGCAACAGAGGAAUCCUCACAGUCAACUACAUCAUCAACACUAGUUCGCGAUGUAAUAUACACAGUUUUUUCGUCAUCAACACCAACCUCAACAGCUGUACCAUCGACAUCGUCCACCCUUACAAAAACAUCCUUUUCACCAUUGACAUCAACGCUAGCUGCACGUCUAGCCACCCCAGUACCCACGUCAUCCUCCUCAGUGUCGGAUAUAUCGCGCACAGUCAGUAGUACACCCUCGACACCAACUACAUCCACAACGACCACAACCUCUACUCCAUCAGCAUUGACUGUCAAAUCACGUGCACUGUCAGCAUCAACUUCUCUUAAAACAACGAUAACAGUUUCAUCGUCGACAUCAUCUAGCACCAGAGCCACGUCGCUCUCGUCACUGCCUCCUCCAUUCAACAGAUUACCCCAGUGGACAUCGACAGAACGUGUCACUGUAAUAACAGAGACAAAACCUCUGUCGUCGGCAAGAAUAAGCUUAGAAAGAUGGGUAGAAGGAGUGGAGCAGCUCGGAGGCAUAGUAGGAGGAGCAGUAGGUGGCGUCUUUCUCGUUAUUAUCGCAACUGUCUUUUUCUUCCGGCGCAGACAGAGGAUCAGGAGGAGAAACAAGAUGUCACUGGAAGAUGACAGGGUCGUUUCAAACAACGAGGCAGAGGUACCUGUCCAGCGUCAUGACGACGAACAAUCCAUGGACAAUUUUUACAGGACCAGUCUGUAACUUUUGUAUGCCAGGGUUAUAUCCCUGGAUGUUUGUCACCGUGAGCAGCGCUACCCGAAGUGACAAAGUCUAGCCUCGGCAACUGGAACUUUUGUAUAAGUAUUUAUGAUCCAGGCCAACGCGGAGAUUGCAGUUUAAUGGCAUAUAAAUUGGAAACGGAUA